This is a messenger RNA of Trypanosoma grayi, 576 nucleotides long. RefSeq lists its product as hypothetical. The transcript has a single exon. The record is from RefSeq and is a predicted model, not a curated record. Bases 1 to 576 code for a protein of 191 amino acids. Lineage: Eukaryota; Euglenozoa; Kinetoplastea; Trypanosomatida; Trypanosomatidae.
AUGCCCGGCGGUGCGCAGGGGCACUCGACGUUGCUGCUGGGCCAAGGGCCCACGUCGUUCAACUGGCACGGCUCCAUCCCCACCGUCCGCGCCGACACCAGCUUUGAGCCGAACUUCCGCCAGUUUGACUUCUUUCUCGACACGCAGGCAAUGCCCGAUGAGGCGCUGGCGGAGCGCGUCUACAAAGUGCCGGAGGGUGAGUCACACUGGCACCUCCGCACGUUCUGGGGGCAGAACCUCCGCUGCACGCCGGUUGUCAUAACCAGUCUGGCCGGCGCUGGCUUCGUGAACUUCUUCUACACGCGCCUCCUGAACCGCACUGGAACGUCCAUUCGGUGGUCCUUUUGGAAGUGCUACGCGUUCGUAUUCGCAUGGAACAACCUCACGAAGUUUGUGGCGAGAGAGCGGUACUUCCAGCGCGAUUUCCAGCGGAAUCAGCUCUAUUCCUUUGAUGAAAUACGGGACCAGCGUGACCGGCAGCGCGUGCGUGAAGCGCUCUAUGAGAAGCAAUUCGUAAAGAAUCCUGUAGCGGAGUACCGUGUGAAGGCAUGGCAAGUAGCAGAGAGAUUUGCGUAG